Messenger RNA from Macrosiphum euphorbiae (potato aphid), 420 nucleotides. The record is from the annotation of a GenBank genome assembly. NCBI's taxonomy places the organism in Eukaryota, Metazoa, Arthropoda, Insecta, Hemiptera, Aphididae.
AUGAAUUUCAACUAUUUCGCCAAGGACGCACGAAAUGGACAGGAUAUUAACCUCGUCGAUCACCCGAUGUAUUGGGCAGCAGCUGGUAGACUGAAUAAUGACAACAGACGUUUACCUGACCUUAGGUUGUCAGGUCAGAACUGCUAUCUUUACAGUGUAGCACCAUUAGCCCCAGUAAAUGUUACUCAAUUGGCUGAUUGUACGUCUGUAGUGAGUGACGGUUUGGUAAGGUACGAUAUUGACUUACAGAGUAGAAACAUUGACUUAAAGGCUGAAAUUGAACAACUUCGGACAUUGGUUUCAGAGUUGGAAGUCGAAAACAUGGAUCAUAAAAAUGCUAAUCGAGCCAUUUCAUCGAAAGUCUCAGAAGAUUGGAAUGACAACAUUGCACAACCUGAGCCCUUACUCGGAGAGUAUUAG